UGCACGAAGGAGCUGCUGAGCUUCGCUGGAGUUUGAAAGUCUUUGCAGAGGGAGUUAAAAUGGCAACGGUGAUAUAAAUACCCUGACUGUAACAGGAUUAAAGCCAUAACACUUCCUUCCCUGAGAAACUCAAAGAGACUGAAGAGAAGGAACCACAACACAGCCUGAACAGCAGGCUGGUGAGAUCAGAGCUGGGAACUCAGAGCAGUGAGCUGGGACGAGCAGAAGUACAUUAGGAACGGCUUUGGGUGUCUUCCCGCUGGUUUGGACUGAAGCUCCGGCCAGGACGGCAUUAAAAAUACAUAUCCCAAAGGAAGACUCUGGCUCCUCUAUCUCACACACAAAUAAAUCAAUACUCCAAGCUGUGAUUUCUUCAUCACUUUUCCCUCCAGCAACAUUCUGAGUGGGCAGUGAAAAGCUCGGCUGAGCAGAUUCUACUUCUGCAACACUGACAACGCUGUCUGAACUGCAAAAAUGAUUGUAGACGUCAUACUUUUUUAAUGGUCUGCCAGUCUCAGGAUGCAUCUUUCCUUUUCUGAAAAUAGCCAAUCCAAAAAGCUUAUCCAAUAUGUAUUUCUGUUAGCUUUUCUCUUUUAAAAAAUCAUUCCUAUUAUUCUCAUCACCAUCUACUUUGUGUUUAAAUCAAAGUCCAAUACUCUGACCUCAUUAGUCUAUGACAAUACGUUUAGAUUAGCAGUGAGAACUGACACACCUUCAGGAAAGUUAGCAAUUAACGCUCUUUUUCAUUUUCCCUCCCAGACUUCAAUGGCUUGCUAAUUAAAGCGCUCCAUCACUGAAACUGACUCCUACCUUUCUUUCCAUGGAUUGCGAAGGUUAUUAGCAUAUUUAUAAGCCAGAGAUUCACCCCAUCCUGUGGAAUGUGAAAUGUGACAUUGACCACUCGUUUGGGCCUCAUGGCCUGGAGCAGAUCGCUUCUGAUGUGUAAAAGUAAAAUGCGCUAGACAAGCUCAUAAGCACAAUAGAGGGAGAAAAGAAAGAGAGGAAUUAAGAGGAGGGAGGCGUUCAGGCACACAGCUUUAUUCCCUACCUGCAAGAUGAUUCAUGCAUGUAUGAAACAACAAUUUAAAGAAAUACAUUAAAGAUGGAUUACCCGCUCUAGAAUAAAAACCAAGCGCUGCACUGAGAUCUCCUCAACAGCCACGUCCCUCAAAAACAAGAUGGAGAGCCUGGAUGAAUUGGAGCAUCCACUUUUGGAAGACAGUCCCACCCACUCAUCCAGAACGGGCAACAGCAGCCUCUUCAGGGGCAUUUUUGUAAGAUGCGAAGACGAAAAACACCUGCCGUCUCCAGCAUGGACGAGCUAUUCUGUUCCUAUGGAUUUAUCCCAGGAGCAGCUGCUGGAUCCUUGUUCACUCCCCAGCACGAUCGAGUCUUUCUACACUCCUUCUGCUCCUAUAUGGGGCCCUGCAGACUCCCUGGGCCUCCACAGCAAGGAGUACCUGGAAACCACGUUCAUGGAUAUCCGGCCUGGAUCUCCUCUGAAGCGGAAGCUGCUGGCAGUAAGCAGGGACGUCCACAGCGUGUCCUACAGCAUGGAGGAUGAAGACGACCUGCUGCCAGACUUUGAGGAUUCUUCCAGUGACGACUUCACUGACACGGAAAGUGAAAGCAACUUCCCGCUUAUGAUCCCACAGGAUCACCUCGGCCUGGCCUUCUUCUCUAUGCUCUGCUGCUUCUGGCCUUUAGGCAUCGCUGCCUUUUAUCUGUCUCAGAAGACGAACAAAGCAUGGGCGCAGGGUGACAUCCAGGCAGCAAACAAGGCAUCUCGUCACACUCUUUGGCUCUCCAUCGUCUCCAUCAUCUUCGGCAUUAUUACCUACAUCUGCGCCGUCGCCGCUCUCAUCUCUUACCUGUCCGCCAAGCCACCAUAAAGUGUUCUCAGUUUCAAGCCCCUCCCCUUUAAAUGAAGCUGUCCCCGCCUCCUGAAGACACACACUGAUUCUCGGCUCAUACUCUCAAACAGAUUUGUACCAUGUAUUAAUACUGGGCUUUUAUUCUAAUUAACCUUCCCGGAUUUUAAGGGCCUGGACUUGUAAAGGGAUGGACGCUAAUACGACAGAUGGGAAAUGGAUCUCAGGAAGGAUCUAACAGAAGAAAUACAUCCCGUGCUUUUUUUUUUGGAACGCUUACAGCAGUGCAGCAAUGGCACGAUGCCAUGGAAAGAAAACAGCUUGCGUAGAUGAGAGAGCUGGCUCCUCCCAAAUGAUUUCUGAGACCUGAGGGUGUGUUUGAAGGACUUGACAAGGACUGAAAGAACAAAACUUUCUCCAGGUCACGUUCCUCCUGCACCUCUAAAACACCGGCGCAGUUUUGGGGUUGUAACAUCUGGAUAUCCGAAACAAACAAGAAAACAUACAAUAAUUCAGUUUACUCAGAAAUUUUCCGAUGAUCUGGCAAAAGGCAGGAGUACACCCUGAAUGCACUGCCAGUACACACACAUACUUGUUCAAAGUAAGUGUUUUUGAGAGGUGGGAGGAAUCUGGUGGCACAUGGACAACAUGGAAAACUCCACACAGACAGUAACCCAAGCUCAGGCUCAGGAGCGAACAUGGCACCCUGGUGCUGUGAUUUACGGCAGCAAUGCUACCCACUGCACCACUAUUCCACCUCUGUCUCUGAUUUAGUGAGUGCCAAAAAAGGUUUCUGUCGUAAAAGGACCAUAAAGGACAUCAAAUGGAGCAACAGACAGACUUUAUGCAGCAAACACUUCUUAUACUGUAUGAAGAAGCUUACGUAACAAUGUUGUUGGAGAGCCCGAUUUAUGUGGGAGCCUGGAAAAACCAUUCAGAUAAUCAAAUAUAAUGCAGUAUACUGUGGAGUUUCCUGAACCUACAUUAAAACAAGGCACGGUAAAGUCAAACCACAACUUUUGAUUGUACAGAAAAACAGAACACAGUUAUGAGACUUCCUUUAUAAAAUAAAUAAUAAAACUUCCUUUAUUUCUCUUUAUUCCCCUGCUAAUGCGCUAAUGCACUUCACUUUCCCUAGUAAAGGUAGAACGUUUUCUCAGUACGCUGGAGCAGUGAUCGGACUCCCUGCGUCACAUCUGAAACACUGGCCUCCCAGGAACUCCAUUAAUUGCCCAAACAUGUGGACAUCACUUAGAGCAAGGUCAGAACUGUGGCAAUAACUCUCAGUCGAGUUCCUGUAAUGUGUAAGUGGUGCGGUGGGCAGUGUGAGUUUGUGUAUUGUCCUGCAAAAAAAUAAAAAAGAUCGCCUUUGGUGGUCAAAGCAGGCUUUCCAUUUAAGAAAAUUAAGGGAUUAUAUUAAGAAAUGAAGGCAGCUUUUCCUCCCAUAAUUGUAUUCUGUUAUUCUGUACGAUCAAAAGUUCUGGUUUGUCUUGAACACCUUUGCAUUUUCCCCUUUCCUAAUGCCUCUCAACUAGAUUUAAAUUCUACCAUUAAAAAUACAAUUACUCCCAAAAGUGAAAAUGGACAUCGGGCAAUAAAUAUAGAGAUUUCAUUUUUCCUUUUAGCUCUGCAUUUAUAACUAGAGAAGGUCCGUUUAAAAUGAUAAUUAUAAUUUAUAAUAAGUUUACAACGGGAAAUGAGUUCUCACUUUAAUUUUUCGGUGUCUGGCUCAUCAGUUGAGGUAAAAUUCGCUCACAGGCUUGUUGUUGUCACGUCACUUGCCUGAUCUCUGUGGUUACACUAACGCUGGUGAAGAAAUCAUCUCUGGUUUGCUUUAUUGUACUUACCAUCUUUUAAUUGGAUUAUUUAAAUGGGUUAAAACUGUGUCUAUGUUGUUGUUCUCUGUUUUGACAGUGAUGUCAUGGACAUCUGAUUAGGCUUAAGUCUGUUUCGCUGUGAUAGCCACUUGAUAAACACAUGACUUUUUCUGUGUGAGAAAAGCAUACUUAAUAAUGUUUUAAGCAUGUAUGAUUGCAUGAACAUUAUUUUUGUUAAGCUGGAUUUUUGAAAAAAAAAAAUUUUUUGCAGGCAAAAACCGAAGACUAUGUUAAAAACUAGCUUAAAGUGCCUUGAAAAGUGUUCCUUUCCCCUUUUCCUUUUUUUUUGCAUAUUUGUCAAUGAUUGCGACAGUGGCAUGAUUUUUGUGUUGCUUUUUCAUAUAUUUUAGUGUGUUUAACUUUAUCAGGUUCUACUAAGUGAUUUCUUGAUUCUACAGGUCUGGCCAUAUUCAAGCCUGUAUAUGGAAAGUAA
Clarias gariepinus (North African catfish) is the source of this 4181-nucleotide messenger RNA. It is a transcript of the gene tmem91, whose product is annotated as transmembrane protein 91. The coding region runs from base 1179 to 1892 and encodes 237 amino acids. The transcript has 4 exons. The record is from RefSeq and is a predicted model, not a curated record. NCBI's taxonomy places the organism in Eukaryota, Metazoa, Chordata, Actinopteri, Siluriformes, Clariidae. Gene Ontology annotation, cellular component: intracellular membrane-bounded organelle; membrane.